Messenger RNA from Tupaia belangeri chinensis (Chinese tree shrew), 1624 nucleotides. RefSeq names its product transmembrane protein 215 (gene TMEM215). NCBI's taxonomy places the organism in Eukaryota, Metazoa, Chordata, Mammalia, Scandentia, Tupaiidae. The transcript has 2 exons. The coding region runs from base 286 to 993 and encodes 235 amino acids. The record is from RefSeq and is a predicted model, not a curated record.
GCGCUGGGCUGCGCCGCUCGGCUGCCAGAGUCCGCGGACCGACGGGCGCUGCUGGGAAAGACGCUCUCCCACGUCCCACCUCCUGGAUGCGGAGCAGUGGGGGAACCAGACUUCCCUCCCAGAACCAAGGCAGCCAGCCGGGGGGCAGCUGCGGUGGAGGUUUCUGAGGAGACUCACUGGCUUCUUUCCCGGCUCCCUGGAGACGGCAGGAAAACUCAGGUACCUCGAGGAGAGGCAUACCCAUCCCUGGCCAGCAAGCAGCCCCCAAUCUGGAUGGAGUAAAAGAUGCGGCCUGAUGACAUUAACCCGAGGACUGGGCUGGUUGUGGCCCUGGUCAGCGUCUUCUUGGUCUUUGGUUUCAUGUUCACUGUCUCUGGAAUGAAAGGGGAGACUCUGGGAAACAUCCCUCUCCUGGCCAUCGGGCCAGCCAUCUGCCUACCAGGCAUCGCAGCCAUUGCCCUUGCGAGGAAAACGGAAGGAUGCACCAAGUGGCCGGAGAACGAGCUACUGUGGGUCCGCAAAUUGCCCUGCUUCCGGAAACCCAAGGACAAGGAGGUGGUGGAACUGCUGAGGACCCCUUCUGACCUGGAGUCCGGCAAGGGGAGCUCAGAUGAGCUGGCUAAGAAGGCAGGUCUCAGGGGGAAGGCUCUCCCACAGGGGCAGGGUGAGGCGCCUGUGGCCAGCUCCGUCACCACCCCUACACCCACGGAGGAAGGAGAAUGCCAGAGCCUGGUCCAGAGCGGACAUCAGGAGGAGACGUCCCGAUACCUCGAUGGCUACUGUCCCUCAGCCAGUUCCCUCGCCUACAGUGCCUUGGAUGCCAAGUGCUCCGCCUGGGACAGAUCCGAGUGCCCUGAGCCCGAGGACAGCAUCUUCUUUGUGCCCCAGGACAGUAUCAUCGUUUGCUCCUACAAGCAGAACAGCCCCUAUGACAGAUACUGUUGUUACAUCAAUCAGAGCCAAGGCAGGUGGGACCACGAAACUAUAGUCUAAGCUGUGCAUAAAGGUGGCUGUGCUGAUAGAAACAUGACCACUUGGCUCCCCAUGGAUGGAAAUUGCUCUGCUCCAACAGUCUUCACAUUGUUAGAAAUUGUCCUGGUAUGUGAGGGGCGUGCAAACCUCCAGUGCCUGAGAGUCAUGUAAAUAGGCAUGUUGGGGACACAUUCUAGGGCUGGGUGAUGAGGGUUAAGAACACUGGAAGAGGCAGUAAGUAGGAAAGAAAGCAGUUCCAAUUGCUUAAUUUAAACAAUGUUGAAUGUUUUAUAACAUAACCCCAAAAGUGCUAUCCAGCACCUGCUGAAAGCAAGGUAAAUCCAGAGUGUUCUGCAGAUGCCAGGCACCAGGUGACAGAAGGGCUAGCCACAGGGUCACAGGACUGCUUUAUGGCUGAAGAAAUGGGGGAAAAUGCAAUGCUCUGCUAUAUGAAAUGAUCUUUGGUGAAAAACCUUCCACUGUUAGUAUUUUCUAAAAGAAAGAAAAACCAAGCUAAAAUAGUUAAACCCUCCUUAGAUGGGAUGGUAUUUAAGAAAAGGGAAGUUAAAGACAGUUGAAUUAUGUAAUUGAGUUUUAUGGCAUUAUCCUCUGACAAGAUCUUGAUUUCAAAAUCAGUAAAAAAAAAAGUGUG